This is a messenger RNA of Thlaspi arvense, 616 nucleotides long. Lineage: Eukaryota; Viridiplantae; Streptophyta; Magnoliopsida; Brassicales; Brassicaceae. The record is from the annotation of a GenBank genome assembly.
CGAGAGAGAGAAAGUCUUCGAGAGAGAGAGAAGAGAAGAGAAGUUUGCGCAGAGACUGAAAGAAAGAAUGGCGAUGGAAGUAGCAACACCGGCACCUGCACCGAUCCCAGCACCGGAGAUAAACAUCGUCCUCACGCCGCCAACGACGGCCAUUGCUGAGACUCACAAGAAGAACAGGAUCCAAGUCUCCAACACGAAGAAACCAUUGUUCUUCUACGUUAAUCUUGCCAAGAGGUACAUUCAGCAACACAACGAGGUCGAACUCUCUGCACUUGGAAUGGCAAUCACAACUGUGGUAACCAUCUCUGAGAUCUUGAAGAACAAUGGACUGGCAACAGAGAAGAAAGUGUUGACAUCGACUGUGGGAAUGAAGGACGAGACCAAAGGAAGGAUGGUGCAGAAGGCAAAGGCGAGUUUUAUCUCUUUCAUAUCUCCUUUUAGUAACUGCUUAAUUAACUUAUUAUCUAACAUUAUUGAGAUUGUUUUGGGCAAGUCAGACAAGUUUGACUCUUUGGUGCCACCAGUGACCAACGGAAAAACUCCGGAGGAAGAAGCUAAUGCAGAGACAGAGGCGGCUGUUGAAGUACAGGAAGAAGCUGCCGCAGCCACUGAGGCC